Molecule: messenger RNA, 1742 nt
Organism: Oncorhynchus mykiss (rainbow trout)
Lineage: Eukaryota; Metazoa; Chordata; Actinopteri; Salmoniformes; Salmonidae
Source: RefSeq, a predicted model, not a curated record
GUCAAGAAAAUAACUUUUGUGUCCGUUUGUCUUUAUUACUACAGACCGACUCAGAUUAAGUCUGAGGUCGGUAACAUCAACAGUGAGGACAAACCCAACCUGCCUCUCUCCUUCCACACUGAGUAGAAACCUACAGUCACUGGGUCCUGAUUGUGACAGUGGAGCCCAUUUUGCACUGCAGGAUCCAGAGAUGGCAUCAGUGAAGCUGGAAGACUGCAGUCAAACACUGGAGCUGAAUGUCAACAUUAAAGAUGAAGAAGAGGAGGAGAAGAUUGGGAAAUCUGUUUAUCAUGAUAAAGGAGACCAUGUUGAGACAUUCUCUACAUCCAGAGAGCAACAGCAGCAAGGUCACAGAGCUAAGAGGUCUCACCACUGCCCACAUUGUGAGGAGAUUUUCCCAAUUCUAUCAAAACUAAAAAUACAUCUAAAAAUGCAAAGAGGAGAGAAUCUGUAUUCCUGUACUGACUGUGAGAAGAGCUUCACAACAUCAAGGGCUCUGACAGUUCAUCAGAAAGAGCACACUGGAGAAAAGUCUUACUCCUGCACUGACUGUGGGAAAUGCUUCAAUAGAUCAUCUAAAUUAACCAUUCAUCAGAGAGUGCACACAGGAGAGAAGCCUUACUCCUGCUCCGAUUGUGGAUCGAGUUUCUCCCAAUAUGGCCACUUAAAAUCACACCAACGUAUACACACCGGAGAGAAGCCAUACUUCUGCGCUGACUGUGGGAAUAGCUUCACAACAUCGAGGGCUCUGACAAUUCAUCAGAGAGUGCACACUGGAGAGAAGCCUUAUUUCUGCUCUGAUUGUGGAAAGAGUUUCUCCCGAUUGGACACCUUAAAAAAUCACCAAUUAAUACAUAAAGGACAGAAGCCGUACUCCUGCUCUGACUGUGGGAAAUGCUUCAUUAAAUCAGCUAAAUUAACCAUUCAUCAGAGAGUGCACACUGGAGAGAAGCCUUACACCUGCUCUGACUGUGGAGAGAGUUUCUCCCGAUUGGAUGCCUUAAAAAGUCACCAACUAAUACAUAAAGGACAGAAACCUUACGUCUGCUCUGACUGUGGGAAGAGUUUCUCUCAAAUGGGCAACUUAAAAACCCACCAACGUAUACACUCAGGGGAGAAGCCAUUCUCCUGUUCUGACUGUGGGAAGGGAUUCUCAGUAUCGGGCAACCUAAAAACUCACCAACGUAUACAUAAAGGAGAGAAGCCAUUCUCCUGCUCUGAUUGUGGGAAGAGCUUCUCCAUGUCAGGCAACUUAAAAACCCACCUACGUAUCCAUAAAGGAGAGAAGCCUUACUCCUGUUCUGACUGUGGGAAAUGCUAUAAAACAUCAGCAGAGGUAAAUGUUCAUUGGAGAACACACACAGGAGAGAAGCCUUACCACUGUGACUGUGGGAAAAGUUUCUCCAGGUUGAAUACCUUAAAAACCCACCAACGUAUACACACAGGCGAAAAGCCAUUCUCCUGCUCUGUCUGUGGGAAGAGUUUCUCUGUAUCAUGCAACCUAAAAACCCACCAACGUACACACACAGGAGAGAAGCCAUUCUCCUGCUCUGACUGUGGGAAGAGUUUCUCCAUAUCGGGCAACCUAAAAACCCACCAUUGUAUACAUAAAGGAGAGAAGCCUUACUCCUGCUCUGCUCGUGGUAAAUGCUGAAGUAAACGUUCAUCGCCGAACACACAGGAGAGAAGCCUUACCACUGUGACUGUGGACAAGAGUUUCUCCAGAUUGAAUACCUUAUAAA